UCCCCAAAAACAAAAACACACUCGUAACAAAACCCUAACCACAGCCCGCGUGGUUUCGCGCAACGAAUUUGCUUUGCAGCGAUGGAUGCAAUAAGAAAGCAGCUGGAUGUGUUAAUGGGAGCUAACCGCAACGGUGACGUAACAGAGGUCAACCGCAAGUAUUACGAUCGUGAUGUCUGUCGUUUAUUCUUAGUCGGCCUUUGCCCUCACGAACUCUUUCAACUCACUAAAAUGGAUAUGGGACCCUGCCCGAAGGUACACUCGUUUCAGCUCAGAAAAGAAUACCAAGAAGCUAAGGCAAAAGGUCAAGAUAACUAUGACAGGGAGUUGGAGGAUGUUAUAGACCGGCUCAUCGUUGAAUGUGACAGAAAAAUUGCGAGGGCUCUUAAACGUCUGAGUGAGGAGGAUGCUAAAGCGGCUAUAGCUAUCUCUGUUUCAGAGGUUACACAGACUCCGGAGAUCAUUGAGUUGUCAAAGCAGAUUAAAGAGAAGCUUAAAGAAGCUGAUUUACAUGAUCUGGAAGGAAAAGGAGAUAUGAAGAUACGAUGUUUGGAGAUAGUUGAACAACUCAGAACUGAAAGAGCUGACAAACAGUCGAUGCUUUUAUUAGACGCAUUCAACAAAGAUCGAGCUUCUUUACCUCAACCUCUUCCAAAUCCCCCACCAUUGGCACCAUUGCCUGUGGCUAAUCCUGAUGCUCGCACCCAGGAGUUGAUUAACGAGAAGCUGAAAAAAGCUGAAGAUCUUGGUGAGCAAGGUAUGCUGGAUGAAGCACAGAAAGCACUGGAAGAGGCUGAAGCACUCAAAAAGCUUUCUAUACAUUUUCCUCCACGGCAGGAACCUGUUACAGACACCUCUAAGUAUACUGCUGCAGAUGUGCGAGUUACCGAUCAGAAGUUACGCGUUUGUGACAUUUGUGGAGCAUUUUUAAGUGUUUAUGACAGUGACCGCCGCUUAGCGGAUCAUUUUGGAGGAAAGCUCCACCUUGGCUAUAUGCAAAUCCGUGAGAAGUUGGCUGACCUUCUGGAAGAGAGAACCCUCAAAAGGAAGCUUCCAGAAGAUGACAGAAGAUCAAAAGAACGAAACAAGGAUAUCGAACGGGAAGGAAGCAGAGACCGGGUUCGUGCAAAUAGCCGUGACCGUGACCGUGCAAGGGACAGUGACCGUCGUAGCAGAGAUCGUGAUAGGAAUAAUGACCGUGGUCAUGGUUAUGACCGCUAUGAUCGUGAUUCAAGGAAUCGGCAAAGAUCACGUUCUCGCUCAAGGGACCGUCACCGGGAUUAUGAUCGUUCAAGGCGCCGUGACCGUAAGACGUAAGGGGCUGAAAAGUGGAUGACAGAAGGUUCUUCUUUAGUCCUUCGGCAAACAUUUGUUUCUCUAUGUGGUGAUGUUUUAACUUUAAGUUUGCAAAUGUUUUUAAUUGGGUACUAGAAGAAACUAUGGUCUUUGUGUUUUCUUUUAAUUUCCGGAUAACCUUUAUGUUUUCUAGAGCAGCUCUAUGUAUAGUAGUGUUGCGAGUACCUUGUUCAGAGUUUUAAGUGCAAAAAUAACCCUUGUAUCGGUGUUAGUGUAUGCUUGGCUUUUCUUAUAUGGAUUAUGGUUCUGUUGUGGAAA
This is a messenger RNA of Erigeron canadensis, 1614 nucleotides long. RefSeq names its product putative RNA-binding protein Luc7-like 2. Gene Ontology annotation, molecular function: mRNA binding. Bases 82 to 1317 code for a protein of 411 amino acids. The record is from RefSeq and is a predicted model, not a curated record. Lineage: Eukaryota; Viridiplantae; Streptophyta; Magnoliopsida; Asterales; Asteraceae. The transcript has 13 exons. Gene Ontology annotation, biological process: mRNA splice site recognition. Gene Ontology annotation, cellular component: U1 snRNP; U2-type prespliceosome.